This is a messenger RNA of Schistocerca serialis cubense, 2288 nucleotides long. RefSeq names its product lachesin. Bases 187 to 1275 code for a protein of 362 amino acids. The record is from RefSeq and is a predicted model, not a curated record. The transcript has 7 exons. Lineage: Eukaryota; Metazoa; Arthropoda; Insecta; Orthoptera; Acrididae. Gene Ontology annotation, cellular component: neuron projection.
UCUGCAACUGGGUGUGUUUGGUCUCCGCCAUUUGUCAAGGAAGUGUUUACUUUUGUUUUGUUGCAAAACCAUAGCAACUGUUAGGAAAACUGGUGGUGUAGGUGUGGGAAGCGGUUGGUUGUUGGCUAGGUCUGUAGGUGUUGAUUGACCGCAUAAGAAAUUUAUUUUUCGAUUUUGACUAUUAAAAUGGAUUUACGGCUGUAUACGAUUUUCUUCGGUUUCUUCACUGUUGUUUAUGCUCAGCGGACACCUACAAUAUCAUACAUAUCACAAGAACAAAUCAAAGAUAUUGGUGGCACUGUGGAACUUGAAUGCUCAGUGCAGUAUGCCCAGGACUAUCCUGUGCUAUGGAUGAAAGUGGAUCGUAAUAGGCAAGUUGAUCCCUUACCUAUAUCAACUGGAAGUUCGUUGAUUAUUCGUGACAGCCGAUUUGCUUUGAGGUAUGAUACAGCAAGUUCGACAUACACCUUACAGAUAAAGGACAUUCAAGAGACUGAUGCUGGUUUUUACCAGUGCCAAGUGAUCAUUGGUUUGAACAACAAAAUAACAGCAGAAGUAGAUCUUCAAGUCCGCCGUCCGCCUGUAAUUUCAGACAACUCUACGCGCUCAUUAGUUGUAAGUGAGGGACAGGCUGUAAGACUUGAGUGUUAUGCUGGAGGCUAUCCUGCACCCCGUGUUUCUUGGCGUCGUGAGAAUAAUGCUAUCCUUCCUACUGGAGGUUCUAUAUAUAGAGGGAAUGUCUUGAAGAUUUCCAGGAUUGGGAAAGAAGAUAGAGGUACUUAUUAUUGUGUGGCAGAAAAUGGCGUUGGCAAAGGAGCACGGCGCAACAUAGCUGUUGAAGUGGAGUUUCCACCUGUGAUAACAGUACCAAGACCUCGUCUUGGGCAGGCUUUGCAGUAUGACAUGGACUUGGAAUGCCAUGUUGAGGCUUACCCACCUCCUGCCAUUACAUGGUUGAAAGAUGAAACUGUCCUUUCGAACAACCAGCAUUACAGCAUCUCACAUUUUGCAACUGCUGAUGAAUUUACUGAUACAACACUCCGUGUGAUAACAAUUGAGAAACGGCAGUAUGGCAAGUACCAAUGCAAGGCAGCCAACAAACUGGGUGAAGCUCGGGAAGAAGUGGAGUUGUUUGAAACCAUUAUCCCUGUUUGUCCCCCUGCCUGUGGUCAAGCAUAUGGAGGAGAUGCAGCAGAAAUAUCAACUAGCAUGGCUCUCAUUCUCAUCUCAACUAUUAUAGUUGCAUUGCAUCGAAACCUCAACACCAAACAUUAAUUUUCGUUUUGUUGUGUGGCCAAAUGAAGGCAGCUAUAUUCUUUUGGAUCUUAUACUGUUAGUCUUUCUGUGGAUGGCAGUGCUUUGUAGAUUAUCUGACAUAUAAAUAUAAGUUGUGGGCAUUGAUCACACAGAGGCCAAAGGAGUUUCUGCUCAUAACAUUCCACAUGAAAUGAAUAACAUACAAAAACAAGACUUUAGAGGAACUAUUUAUUUUCGUAUGGUAGAUAUGUUCUAUAAGUGUCUCCAUUGUAUAAUAAGAUUCUAAAUUUGUUUUGGGGCAUGUCACACUUACUCUAUUUCUUUAAUGUUUUGUUUGGUAUCUGUACCAAGCAGACAAUUGACUUUUUUCUGAAAUUAUGUUGAUUGUGUCAUUUUGAAAGUAUUAUGGAAUAUUGUGUGACUUGAUAGCUUUACUUAGGCACAACAUGUGUAGUGGUACAAAAAUAUGUUUCUUUGAUGUGCUAUGUGGUAGAAUUGUGAGAGUGAGAUUUUCUUUGAGAACAUUACAUUCCUUUUGAAAUGCAGCUGCUGCUGCAGCUUUUAAUUUUUUUAUAUCUAAUGGGCAGCUAAGUUUUUACUUAAUAGCAUUACUCAUGGCAUGUAAAGUUUUUGCAUUAUUGCCUUUUGUGAUGAUUCAUUACUGUGUAUGAUAUUCGUAACUUUUGUACUAAUGUAAAUAUUAGCUAAUCGUACUCUUCCUUAUAAAAUUUUUGUUUACAAGAGUUCAGUCCAUUGUGCAGGCUGCAGUAAAGAUUGUAAACAUAUAUUUUAGUCAAAUGUAACCCUUUGAAUUCUGUAGAAAGGUGGUUCUAAAGCUUAUAACUUCAUAAAAAGUUAAAUCAUCAAACAGGUGGAAUAGAAAGCUGUGGGUAUUGCAUAACACAGUAAAUGGUAUUACCCAUUUUUGUAAGUUUAAUUUAAUUAAGUCUUUCUUAAGAUCUGGGCAGUAAUAAGACUGAUAUGGAAGCUGUUUUGAAAACAAAUUAAUAAACUCAAAAUAUUAAAACCAA